AUGGAUUUCACAGAACCAGAGACUGUUCUGAAUUUGAAGAACAUUAGAGAUGAAUUAGUGAGAAUGGAAGAUUCAAUUAUCUUCAAAUUCAUUGAGAGAUCGCAUUAUGCAACGUGUCCUUCAGUCUACAAAGAAAACCAUCCAGGUUUAGAAAUGCCAAAUUUCAAAGGAUCCUUUCUUGAUUGGGCUCUUUCAAAUCUUGAAAUUGCUCAUUCUCGAAUAAGAAGAUUCGAAUCACCCGACGAGACUCCAUUCUUUCCUGAUAAGAUUCAAAAAUCAUUUUUACCAAGCGUCAACUACCCACAAAUUUUAGCACCUUACGCUUCAGAGGUCAAUUAUAACAAUAAGAUCAAAAGGGUUUAUAUUGAAAAAAUCAUUCCAUUAAUCUCGAAAAAGGAUGGUGAUGAUAAGAAUAACUUCGGUUCUGUUGCCACUAGAGAUAUCGAAUGCUUGCAAAGUUUGAGCAGAAGAAUUCAUUUUGGCAAAUUUGUUGCCGAAGCCAAAUUCCAAUCGGAUAUUCCUUUAUAUACUAAACUGAUCGAAGAUAAGGAUGUUGAAGGCAUAAUGAAAAAUAUCACCAAUUCAGCUGUUGAAGAAAGAAUUUUGGAAAGGCUAACCAAAAAGGCUGAAGUCUAUGGUGUAGACCCCACUAACAAAUCAGGUGAAAAAAGAAUUACACCCGAAUAUUUAGUCAAGAUUUAUAAGGAGAUCGUUAUUCCUAUCACAAAAGAGGUAGAGGUGGAAUACUUGAUGAGAAGGUUGGAAAAGUAG
Saccharomyces kudriavzevii IFO 1802 is the source of this 771-nucleotide messenger RNA. It is a transcript of the gene ARO7, whose product is annotated as chorismate mutase ARO7. NCBI's taxonomy places the organism in Eukaryota, Fungi, Ascomycota, Saccharomycetes, Saccharomycetales, Saccharomycetaceae. Gene Ontology annotation, cellular component: cytoplasm. The record is from RefSeq and is a predicted model, not a curated record. The transcript has a single exon. Gene Ontology annotation, molecular function: chorismate mutase activity. The coding region runs from base 1 to 771 and encodes 256 amino acids. Gene Ontology annotation, biological process: aromatic amino acid biosynthetic process; chorismate metabolic process.